UAUCCUCCUGUCCAAAAGAAGAUUAUUCAGACAAUGAUGGUAUGACUGGACUGGAUAAGGGUUUUGGAUAAAAGCCGUGCCCCAAUAAAUAUUUCCCGGUGUUAAAUAUUUGGUGUUUUCACGGAUUAAAUCUCCACCAAAAGAUCUGCAUGUAACUGCAGAGUUAGUAGAUGGAAUUGUUGGAACAUUUAAAUCAUUUCAACAUUUGAAGUUUUACACGUCAGAAUCCAGUUUUUACAUACAAAUUCAUGUAUCUGUUAUAAAAAGGGUGUGRUGCUUUGCUUGUUGGAUCGAUUCCCCUGCUUGACACAGACUUUGGUUGGACCACACUUUAUGAUUCCUGCCACAAGUGCAGUACCUGAGGUUUAGCMUGUAUGUACAGUAUUUGCUUUGUCACAACAACACCUGGUUUCGACCUACAUUUGGCCUGUAUUUCUCCUGUAUCCAAGCAUUCAAAUACAUGCAAAACAUGAAACAGGGAUCAUACCACAACCCACUCAACCCCAGGACCUGAGAAAGACACAGAUCCAGAGAUCCAUUGGCAAACUUUGCAGACGUUUCCCCUUAUUUACCCCUUUCUUCCCAGUCUGCCCAGUGUGACAGUAGGAAUAAAUCACCCUUGUCCAAUUUCCUGGACUCUUCCUAAUAUGGGCGUCAAUUAGAGGAAGAGUACUACUGUGGCCGCAGCUUUGCAGCCUGCGAACCGGGCUGCACAAUGCAUUAGCCCACGAUGAGCUGUCAAAAAGGAUUAUUUCAGCUACGCCAGUCAGCAAAAGRGGUGUGUGCCGCUCUACUGCACUACAUCUGAGGAGAGAAAGAGAGGGGCGGGAGUGAAAAACAGAGAGAGAGCGAGAGAGAAAUAGAGAGGGAGAAAAAAGCUACCCAGAUAGAGAGGAGAGAGGGAGAAAUAGUGAGAAGAAGAGAAGUGUCCAUUUAACACACAUAAGAAGGUGGAUUUUUCUGGAAGAGCACCGUGCGAUGUUGGAACACUCGUCGGAGCUAGCCCUGGUGCAGAGCUUAUACGUCAACAGCAUGCGCUGUCCCCCCUCUGCCUCCGCCGCCGGUGUCCCCGUCAGGAAUGAGGACCUAGGAUCUCUGAGCAACGGCAGCAACAGCAGCAAGAUGAAUGGUUCUAUGGAGAACCUGGAUACCCCUGACCAUGACUCCAUCAAGAUGUUCGUUGGCCAGAUCCCCCGCUCCUGGACGGAAACCGAGCUCAAGGAGCUGUUCGAGCCCUACGGGGCCGUGCACCAGAUCAACAUCCUCCGAGACCGCACUGCCACACCCCCCCAAAGCAAAGGCUGCUGUUUUGUAACGUUUUAUACCAGAAAAGCCGCCCUGGAGGCCCAGAAUGCAUUGCACAACAUAAAGACCUUAACAGGGAUGCAUCAUCCCAUCCAGAUGAAACCCGCUGACAGCGAGAAAACAAACGCUGUGGAAGACCGAAAGCUCUUCAUUGGAAUGGUGACAAAGAAAUACGGCGAGAACGAGGUCCGGAUGAUGUUCUCUGCUUUCGGACAGAUAGAGGAAUGCCGAAUUCUCAGAGGACCUGACGGUCUGAGCAGAGGCUGUGCGUUUAUCACAUUUUCUACCAGGGCUCAGGCCGCGAAUGCAAUCAAAACCAUGCAUCACUCUCAGACUAUGGAGGGCUGCUCCUCUCCCAUGGUGUGUAAGUUUGCGGACACUCAGAGGGACAAAGAGCAGCGGCGCCUGCAGCAGCAGAUGGCCCAACAGAUGCAGCAGCUCAACAGCGCCUCCACCUGGGGAAACCUGGCAGGGCUGGGAGGCCUCACCCCACAGUACUUGGCAUUGCUCCAACAGGCGACAUCUACCGGUAACCAGAGUAAUUUUGGUGGCAUGCAGAGGCUAGGAGGUGUGAACCAGCUGCAGCUGCAGAACCUGGCCACGUUAGCUGCUGCUGCCUCUGCAGCCCAGAACUCAGGCGGCGGCUCCAACGCCCUGUCAGCCAACGGAGCUCUAGGUAAUCUCUACAACUCAGCAGCAGGCCAGACGGCAGGCUCCAGCGCUGGUGCAGCCAUGAACACCCUGGCCUCUCUGGGCCUGACCCAGGGCCUCGGCGGGGGCCUGACGGGGGCCUCCAUGGGUCUCAACAACCUCAACGCCCUCACUGGGGGUGUCAGCGGUGAGUACUCCAACCCGUUAGGAAUGGCGGCUAUGAACGGAGGACUGGGGGCCUCGAUGGCGAACGGCUCGGCGGCGAGUUCCAUGGACGCACUGACUCAGGCCUACUCAGGGAUGCAGCAGUACACGGCCUCCGCCCUGCCGUCCCUCUACAGCCAGUCCCUACUGCAGGGAGCAGCCGGCGGGAGCCAGAAGGAGGCCGGGAGCCAGAGGGAGGGUCCUGAGGGAGCCAACCUGUUCAUUUACCACCUGCCCCAGGAGUUUGGAGACCAGGAUGUCCUUCAGAUGUUCAUGCCUUUUGGAAGUGUCGUCUCUGCCAAAGUCUUCAUCGACAAACAGACCAAUCUGAGCAAGUGCUUCGGGUUUGUCAGCUACGACAAUCCGGUGUCGGCACAGGCCGCCAUCCAGGCCAUGAACGGCUUCCAGAUCGGCAUGAAGAGGCUCAAGGUGCAGCUGAAGCGCUCUAAGAACGACAGCAAACCCUACUGAUCUUACCCAGGGCAGGGGCCUUUUCCCCCAGGCUCUAUGUUAGCAUUACAAGG
This is a messenger RNA of Salvelinus sp. IW2-2015, 2684 nucleotides long. The record is from RefSeq and is a predicted model, not a curated record. Lineage: Eukaryota; Metazoa; Chordata; Actinopteri; Salmoniformes; Salmonidae.